UUGCAUGCAUGGGAGAUGAGAGGGGGCAUGCAUGAGGAGGAGUUGAUUGAUGGCCGUAAAAGCAAAGGGUCCCGAAAUCUCCAAAAUGAAUGGAAACAGCUAUCUCCAUUAAUUGCUAUUCUUAGAAUGACAUGGUAAUUCCAAUCCAUCUCUCAAACACCACAACCUAGCUAGCUUUCCCAUUCCCCCCCGUACGUACGCGGGCGCACCCCCCACAUCCAAACAAAACAAAACAAAACAAAAAGCUAAAUCCUAAAACACACACAAUCAGAGAACCUCAAUCUCUCCGAGCAGCGGUCCAUUUUUCUCCCGGAACACGCAUAAGAUUUCCGGCUCGGCGAUGGCCGCUGUUCGCCUCCUUCUCUUCCACCUCCUCCUCCUCCUCCUCCUCUUCCCUUUCUCCUCUUUCUCCCUCUCCGAAAACGAAGCCCUUCUCAACCUCAAGAAAUCAUUCUCCAACCCCGUUGCUCUCUCUUCCUGGGUCCCCAACCAGAGCCCUUGCUCCUCCCGGUGGCUCGGCGUCAUCUGCUUCAACAACAUCGUCAGCAGCCUCCACCUCGCCGACCUCUCCCUCUCCGGCACCAUCGACGUCGACGCCCUCACCCAAAUCCCCACUCUCCGUUCAAUCAGCUUCAUCAACAACUCCUUCUCCGGCCCGAUCCCUCCCUUCAACAAACUCGGAGCCCUCAAGGCCCUCUACUUAGCCCGCAACCAUUUCUCCGGCCAAAUCCCCUCCGAUUUCUUCUCCCAAUUAGCUUCCCUGAAAAAAAUAUGGAUCUCCGACAACAAUUUCUCCGGCCCCAUCCCCUCUUCCUUAACCAACCUCCGCUUCCUCACCGAACUCCACCUCGAGAACAACCAGUUCUCUGGCCCGGUCCCGGAGCUCAAGCAAGGCAUAAAAUCCUUGGACAUGUCGAACAACAAGCUCCAGGGAGAAAUCCCCGCCGCCAUGUCGCGGUUCGACGCGAAUUCCUUCUCCAACAACGAAGGGCUCUGCGGGAAGCCUUUGAUUAAAGAGUGUGAGGCCGGUAGUUCAGAAGGGUCGGGUUGGGGGAUGAAGAUGGUUAUUAUCCUCAUUGCCGCUGUUGCUUUGGCGAUGAUUUUUGUGUUGAUGCGGUCGAAGCGUCGACGCGACGAUGACUUCAGCGUGAUGAGCAGGGAUCACGUGGACGAGGUGGUGCAAGUGCACGUGCCGAGCUCGAACCAUAGCAGGGCCUCCGAGAGGGGGAGCAAGAAGGAGUUUACUUCGUCGAAGAAAGGGUCGUCGCGUGGCGGCAUGGGUGACCUUGUGAUGGUGAACGACGAGAAGGGCGUGUUUGGGUUGCCCGAUUUGAUGAAGGCUGCCGCGGAGGUUCUCGGGAACGGUGGGUUGGGUUCGGCCUACAAAGCUGCCAUGAACAAUGGCCUCUCUGUGGUGGUCAAGAGGAUGCGCGAGAUGAAUAAAGUCAGCAGAGACAUCUUUGACGCCGAGAUGAGACGCUUUGGAAGACUCAGAAACCCUAACAUCAUUACGCCUCUCGCUUACCAUUACCGCAAGGAGGAAAAGCUGUUUGUCACUGAAUACAUGCCCAAAGGAAGCUUGCUAUACGUCUUGCAUGGUGACAGAGGAUCGAGUCAUGCCGACCUGAACUGGCCAAUGCGUUUGAAUAUCGUGAAGGGAAUUGCACGAGGGUUGGGUUUUAUUUAUUCUGAAUUUCCUAACGAAGUGCUGCCACAUGGAAACCUGAAAUCCAGUAAUGUUCUACUAACUGAAAAUUACGAGCCUCUCCUAAGCGACUUCGCCUUUCAUCCACUCAUCAACCCCAACUACGCCAUACAGACAAUGUUUGCCUACAAAACACCCGAUUACGUGUCAUACCAGCAUGUUUCACAGAAGACCGACGUGUAUUGCCUCGGAAUCAUCGUUCUUGAAAUCAUCACUGGGAAAUUCCCCUCUCAGUAUCACAGUAAUGGCAAGGGUGGGACUGACGUAGUGCACUGGGUGUUCACUGCCAUUUCUGAGAGAAGAGAAGCGGAAUUGAUUGAUCCAGAGUUGAUGAGCAAUCACUCCAACUCCCUCAAUCAAAUGCUGCAACUUCUCCAAGUAGGGGCUGCUUGCACGGAGAGCAACCCCGACCAACGACUUAACAUGAAGGAAGCCAUUAGAAGGAUAGAGGAGGUUCAGGUUUAAAUAUGUUGUGUCAAUAUAUGAUAGCUUAGUACAAAGUUGCUUUUGUAGGUGAGAAAAAUUGCGUUGCAGGUCUAGGAAAGAGUGCAUUCAUUAGCAUCUUGAUCCAGCAAUCACUUUGUGCAUGAGAACCACACAGUCCACGGGGAUAAUUAAAGAGAAUGAUUCAGAGGGAGAACGAAAGGCAGAGGGGGAGAAAAAUAUCGGAGGCAGAUCAGGGUGGCAUGUUGUUUCAGGAACUUGUUGAUGUCAAUUAUCUCGCUCCAAAAACUAUGAAAUAGAGCAUAAAUUGUGCGAUGCUGAAGCUUGGAGUUUUGGCCAAUUUUUGGUCCUUCUGAAGAAGAGAGAAAAAUGUCAAAGUCCAAGCUAAGUCGAUGGGUGUGUCUCUUUCUGCUGACGGCAGUACUUGUAAUUAUAUUGUGUGCAUUUCGUAUAAAAUGGAACCAGUUUUUCAGACAGCAUGCAUCCCCCAAUUUUACUGCUUACAAGUUUGUAUCCUGGGAUUUACCCACUCUUACUUUUAUUCCUAUCAAAUAUAUCCAAGGGAUUGCUUUUGAUUUCUCACUCUUCCCCUCUCCUUUUCAU
This is a messenger RNA of Glycine soja, 2752 nucleotides long. Its product is annotated as pollen receptor-like kinase 3. Bases 341 to 2170 code for a protein of 609 amino acids. The record is from RefSeq and is a predicted model, not a curated record. The transcript is spliced from 2 exons. Lineage: Eukaryota; Viridiplantae; Streptophyta; Magnoliopsida; Fabales; Fabaceae. Gene Ontology annotation, molecular function: ATP binding; protein binding; protein kinase activity. Gene Ontology annotation, biological process: protein phosphorylation.